CUCUCCUCGCAGACGGCCGACCAGCAGUACAUGGAGGGCUUCAACGACGAGCUGGAAGCCUUCAAAGAACGGGUGCGAGGCCGAGCCAAGGUUCGCAUCGAGAAGGCGAUGAAGGAAUACGAGGAAGAGGAGCGGCAGAAACGCCCGGGCCCCGGGGGGCUCGACCCCGUGGAGGUCAGCGAGUCCCUGCCCCCCGAGCUGCAGAAGUGUUUUGACGUAAAAGACGUUCAGAUGUUGCAGGACACGAUCAGCAAAAUGGAUCCCACCGAGGCCAAAUACCACAUGCAGCGAUGCAUCGAUUCGGGGCUCUGGGUCCCCAACGCCAAAACAGGGGAGGGGGCCGAGAAAGGAGGCGGCGAAGCCCUUUACGAAGAAAUUAAGAAGGAAAACGGCGACGAAAAGAAAGGAAAUCC
Cariama cristata (Red-legged seriema) is the source of this 413-nucleotide messenger RNA. RefSeq names its product hsp90 co-chaperone Cdc37-like. The record is from RefSeq and is a predicted model, not a curated record. Gene Ontology annotation, molecular function: heat shock protein binding; protein-folding chaperone binding. Gene Ontology annotation, biological process: protein stabilization; protein folding. NCBI's taxonomy places the organism in Eukaryota, Metazoa, Chordata, Aves, Cariamiformes, Cariamidae. Gene Ontology annotation, cellular component: cytoplasm.